UUUAUGCCCUCUAACCAGGGGGAGAAGCCUUAUUUCCUCCUCGAGGUACGUAACGAUCUUAUAGGAUUUAUAGAAGCUGAAGUCCUACCUAACAAAUUAGCUAGAGCGGUAAAGAACUUUAUUAACUAUAAUAUUUUUCUUCUUAUAGUCGUUAAUAGGGGAUCUAAAUUUAAAGGGGAAGUAAAAGCUAUCCUAGAGGAACUAGGGGUAAAAUGUAUUAUUAUUUCUCCCUAUAACUCUAGGGCUAACAAUAUUAAUAAGGCUAGAUAUAUACCUAUUAUAGCUACCCUAGCAAAGAUAACCGUAAAGAUUAGAAAGAACUAG
This is a messenger RNA of Thermothelomyces thermophilus ATCC 42464, 324 nucleotides long. RefSeq lists its product as uncharacterized. The transcript is spliced from 2 exons. Gene Ontology annotation, molecular function: nucleic acid binding. Lineage: Eukaryota; Fungi; Ascomycota; Sordariomycetes; Sordariales; Chaetomiaceae. The record is from RefSeq and is a predicted model, not a curated record. The annotation marks the transcript as partial.